Dibothriocephalus latus is the source of this 182-nucleotide messenger RNA. The record is from the annotation of a GenBank genome assembly. NCBI's taxonomy places the organism in Eukaryota, Metazoa, Platyhelminthes, Cestoda, Diphyllobothriidea, Diphyllobothriidae.
GUAUCCAGCAUAUCGCCAAACGUCUGGAAAUUGACGUAGUGCCCGCCAUGGUUGGAUGGUCCUUUCAUGUCGGUGGUUGGGCUCACCCCGAGUACAACGGCUUCGUUGUCUGUAAGGAGUCCGUGCCCGCGCUGCUCGAUGCUUGGCGUGCGGACAAUAUGAACAAGGCCAAAGCUGCCGCA